GUUGCUUCAUGUGAUGGGAAUUUGGGUGGAGAUUCAUGCUCUUUAAAGAAAGUGGCUCAAUAAAGAAGCACAUCUGCUAGCCUGGAAGCAGUACAAUCCUUUUCCAGAAGUCACCUCCUGCAGAUUCUAAGCCAUGGCUGAAGAUGAGAUUGCAGCUCUGGUGGUUGACAAUGGGUCUGGGAUGUGUAAAGCUGGCUUUGCAGGCGAUGAUGCUCCCAGGGCUGUGUUUCCCUCCAUUGUGGGACGUCCCCGUCACCAGGGUGUGAUGGUGGGAAUGGGUCAGAAAGACAGCUAUGUUGGAGAUGAAGCCCAGAGCAAGAGGGGCAUUCUGACCCUGAAGUACCCCAUUGAACACGGCAUUGUCACCAACUGGGAUGACAUGGAGAAGAUCUGGCACCACACCUUCUACAAUGAACUGCGAGUGGCCCCAGAGGAGCAUCCUGUUCUCCUCACAGAGGCACCCCUCAACCCCAAAGCCAACAGGGAGAAGAUGACCCAGAUCAUGUUUGAGACCUUCAACACCCCAGCCAUGUACGUUGCCAUUCAGGCCGUGCUGUCCCUGUACGCUUCUGGCCGUACGACUGGCAUUGUGCUAGAUUCUGGUGACGGUGUGUCCCACACCGUGCCGAUCUAUGAAGGGUAUGCCUUGCCUCAUGCCAUCCUGAGGCUGGACUUGGCUGGUCGGGAUCUCACUGAUUACAUGAUGAAGAUCCUGACUGAACGCGGCUAUUCCUUCACAACCACAGCCGAGAGGGAGAUUGUGCGUGACAUCAAGGAGAAACUUGCUUAUGUGGCCCUGGACUUUGACUCUGAGAUGCAGACAGCCAGCUCCUCUUCAGCCUUGGAGAAAAGUUACGAGCUCCCUGAUGGCCAAGUCAUCACCAUUGGCAAUGAGCGCUUCAGGUGUCCAGAAGCCUUGCUCCAGCCCUCCUUCAUUGGUAUGGAAUCCCCUGGUAUCCAUGAGACCACAUAUAACAGCAUCAUGAAAUGUGAUGUGGAUAUCAGGAAGGAUCUGUAUGCUAAUACUGUCCUGUCUGGUGGAACCACUAUGUUCCCUGGUAUUGCUGAUCGGAUGCAGAAGGAAAUCACAGCCUUGGCUCCGAGCACAAUGAAGAUUAAGAUCAUAGCUCCACCAGAGAGGAAGUAUUCAGUAUGGAUCGGAGGCUCCAUCUUAGCUUCUCUGUCCACCUUCCAGCAAAUGUGGAUCAGUAAGCAGGAGUAUGAUGAGUCUGGUCCCUCUAUUGUCCAUCGCAAGUGCUUCUAACUUGCUGUAGGGACCAGAACUGUCUUGUGACCCUGCCUCAUUCCUUAAACUUUUUUUGUCUGACAGGAAUUCUAUGGUCUAACUUUCACCUUGCCACAAACCUGCUUGUAUCCAAGGUCCUCUUUGACCAUCAUAUUUUCAGUAGCAAGUGUGAAACUUUGAAGCCUGCUUCCUGUCAAAAGACAAGACUAUGGAUUGUCAAUUGUCUUGCAUGAGUCAUUCCAAACUAUCCUCUUGAUUACAAUCAAGAUAACUAUAAAGCAGUGACUCUCUAACUGAGAAUUUGAGACUCAUUAAGGGCUUCCAAUUGUUAUACUGAUAGUAACAGAUGUAUUACAUUUGUGCUCCAUUAAGACAAACUUGAAUCUCCUGGAAGUUACAGCUAUAACAUAUCAAUAGCUCAUGAUCAGUUUGAAGUUUUUGGAUGCUGGCAAUUGGGAGUAAGUGUUAAUUCCCUCAAUGAAAUAUUACACUUGUUUAUAACUGUUCAAUUGUAGAAUAAUAAAAUGGAUUUUUGGUCA
Stegostoma tigrinum is the source of this 1785-nucleotide messenger RNA. RefSeq names its product actin-3-like. Bases 134 to 1264 code for a protein of 376 amino acids. Lineage: Eukaryota; Metazoa; Chordata; Chondrichthyes; Orectolobiformes; Stegostomatidae. The transcript has 3 exons. The record is from RefSeq and is a predicted model, not a curated record.